Messenger RNA from Orbicella faveolata, 1483 nucleotides. RefSeq names its product thymidine kinase 2, mitochondrial-like. Gene Ontology annotation, molecular function: deoxynucleoside kinase activity. Gene Ontology annotation, cellular component: cytoplasm; mitochondrion. NCBI's taxonomy places the organism in Eukaryota, Metazoa, Cnidaria, Anthozoa, Scleractinia, Merulinidae. The record is from RefSeq and is a predicted model, not a curated record.
UAAGUUGUAAUUAUACAUUUAUUUUGUAAGUACCACAGCGACAGAUAACAAAUAAUCGUACUUCCUUUUUCUUGAUUAUUUUAAUUAUGGAGAAAGGGCUUAGGGAUGCGAUGCGACAACAAAUUAACUUAUCAAAUGAUAAUGUUAUGCUUGUUUUAUUUUCUUGACACACAGUGGCACAUUGUCAACAGUUGAGUACACAGUCUUCCAGGAAUGGUUUGAUUAUCUCAUGACAACUGAGAAGCCACAAGUAGACUUGAUAGUUUAUCUGAGAACAUCACCAGAGAAAUGCAUGGAGAGAAUAAAAAUGAGAAGCAGAGAUGAGGAAACUUCUGUAUCAAUGGAGCUUUUAAAUUCUUUACAUGAGAGAUAUGAAGAAUGGCUUAUAAAAAAGGACAAAUUCUAUAUUCCAGCUCCAGUCGUGGUGGUAGAUGGAAAUAAAAGCUUAGACGAUAUGUUUCAGUUUUAUGAAACAAACACUCAGCUUCUCCUUGGGAUCAACGUUUCAAAAACAGAAUGACAUUACAGUUUUAUAGAGAUUAUCCUAUCAUUUAAAUUUGCACAAAUUACACUGUAUAUACAUGAACAUGUAUAUAUUAAUAAUUUGUAUUUGUAUGUAUCUAUAUUAUUGCAAUUUAUAUUAUAAAGCUUUUAAUAAUACACUAAAGAAAAUAAUGUUUGCCACCAAGCUUGCAAAAGCCUGCAUGUUACCCUGGAGAUUUCCAUCCAAUUUAACAACAGUUCUAUCACUCCCGUGUUUUGUUUCUUUUGUACAUAGAUGUGAUUAGAGCAGUUGUACGGAAGAGAAUUGUUUUAUAUGUGAAUUGUAACCAGUGGUUAGGCUUGUUCAAUUUUUUGCAAAAUUUGCAAGUGACAGUGCCUGCUCAGAAGCUUUAUCAUUAGUAACACCAAUAUUAAUUAAUAAAGACACGCUUUUAUAUUUAGAAAUUCAGGAUACUGAAAUGUGUUUGCUCUUUUACAUCUACCUUCAAGUCUUAUAAGUUCCUUUGCUUCUAUUUUUUUAAAUCAGUUAAAUAUUUUGUAUAAAUAUUUAUCAGAGUCAAUCACAUUGAAAAUCUCCUAGGGCAAUCAAUGUCCGUGUUUAAUGUACCUUUCAUAAUUCAGAAGUAUAUACAAACAUCCAGAUUUCUUUCAUUGCUUACACUACAGUAGGUAAGAUUAUUAGACAAAAAAAAAAAAUUAUUAGACAUUUAAAUAUUUCUAGAAUCUUAUUUUCUUUCACAGCAAAUAGUCCUUUCUUACAGUUCAGUUAUGUUGUAAUGUUAAAUUUUAAUCAGUUCCUUAUAAAUGCUUUUCUUAUUGUAAAUCUUAUUCAAUUAAAAUUGAAUAUUAAUUUUAGAAAGAGAGUUAAUACCUUGCCUUAAAAUUCCAACAUUGAGGAAAUGAGAUUGUAGAAUGUCUGCACAGUGUCAUCUCCUUUUUAUCCCAAUAGUUUAAUAAAAUUUCUGUAUUUCUUGUUUUA